Guillardia theta CCMP2712 is the source of this 1347-nucleotide messenger RNA. RefSeq lists its product as hypothetical. Gene Ontology annotation, biological process: metal ion transport. The record is from RefSeq and is a predicted model, not a curated record. The transcript is spliced from 3 exons. NCBI's taxonomy places the organism in Eukaryota, Cryptophyceae, Pyrenomonadales, Geminigeraceae. Gene Ontology annotation, molecular function: manganese ion transmembrane transporter activity; cadmium ion transmembrane transporter activity. Gene Ontology annotation, cellular component: membrane. Bases 1 to 1347 code for a protein of 448 amino acids.
AUGCCUGACGAUUUGUCGAAGCGAGAUAGAAGCCAGGACACCCUCGAAUCUUGCGACCCAGAUGGAGCAGACUCAGAGGAGCAGGAGGGGGAGGCCAAGAGCUGCUGGGAGACGGUGAAGCCCUUCAUCGGGGCUGGUUCUAUGGUAGCUGUCGGCUACAUGGAUCCAGGCAACUGGGCGACAGACUUGCAGGCGGGCUCGUCGUACAACUACAGUAUUCUUUUCGUGGUGCUGCUGUCUUCUCUUCUGGCGAUGUUCCUGCAGUCCAUGGCUUUGCGAUUGGGCUUGGUGAGCGGCAUGGAUCUUGCUUCGGCAUGUAGAAAGAAGUUCUCCAGGUAUGUUCACAUCCUCCUUGGGGUAUCGGCUCAGGUCGCCAUCUGCGCGACGGACCUUGCGGAGGUCAUUGGCUCUGCGAUCGCCUUCAAACUUCUCUUCGGGCUGCCUCUCUUCGCCGGGGUGCUCAUCACUGGUCUCGACGUGCUCGUCCUGCUCGCCUUUGGACAGAACCGAGUGAUCAUCAUGGAGAUCAUUAUCAUCGUCAUGAUCCUGACCAUGGCAGUUUGCUUCUCCAUCGAGCUCUACUAUAGCAAACCGGACGGCGUUGAGCUUCUAAAAGGGAUGUUCGUACCUACUGCGGACCUUGUGACAGACUCGGGGAUGCUGUACGCCAGCAUCGGCAUCUUGGGGUCCAUUGUGAUGCCCCACAACUUCUAUCUUCACAGCUUCCUCGUGUGCCCCAGGGAGGGGCCGAUACAGACCGGCCGCUCUUUGAAGAGAUCGCUCCGUUUCGCUACUCUGGAUUGCAACCUGUCUCUCAUCGUUGCUUUCCUGAUCAACGUGUGCAUCUUGGUUCUCGCUGCGUCUGCCUUCCACCGGGCCGGCUACCGAGAUGUCGCCGACCUCGAGCAGGCAUCCUCGUUGAUCGGCAACGUGGUCGGGGAGCGAGCGGCGUCGACUCUCUUCGGUCUCGCGCUUCUCCUCAGCGGGCAGCAGAGCACAGUCACGGGAACGAUCGCCGGGCAAGUGGUGAUGGAAGGGUUCUUCGACCUCAAGGUUCACUCUGCCUACAUCCGCAUCGGGACGAGGCUGACGGCCAUCCUGCCGGCUGUCAUUACUAUCCUCGUUGCUGGCAACGCCAUGAUAAACCCGCUGCUUGUCAUCAGCCAGGUCAUUCUGUCGAUGCAGCUGCCCUUCGCUCUCAUCCCUCUCGUCAUCCUGACAGGGGACAGAAACAUCAUGGGGAGUUUUGUCAACUCACGGCUGGUGCACAUCGCAGCCUGGAUCAUCUCUCUCUUCAUUGUGGGCCUUAACUUCAAGCUUGUUGUUGACUCGAUCAUGAACAAGUGA